Messenger RNA from Rhodamnia argentea, 2271 nucleotides. RefSeq lists its product as uncharacterized. The record is from RefSeq and is a predicted model, not a curated record. Lineage: Eukaryota; Viridiplantae; Streptophyta; Magnoliopsida; Myrtales; Myrtaceae. Gene Ontology annotation, cellular component: plasma membrane. The transcript is spliced from 7 exons. The coding region runs from base 470 to 1867 and encodes 465 amino acids.
UAUUUAGUAUAGUAGUACUGUCGUUCUGAUCUUGAUUUUGGUUUCCCUUCGGUUUCGGUCCUAAUUUUUUAUGAUUUGCACUUGUGGGGUCUGUUUAAUUCUCAAAAACGGAGACAGCUAUGGGGAGAAAAAGAAGAAAUUGCUGCCUCUGUCCCCACGGCUCUUUAGCACCCGCAUUCAUGGCUAGUCCUCGCUCACUCCUGCGCACAGACUCAGGCGCAAGCUUUGCUCUUUUCCUCUCCCAUGAACCCUUCUCUUUCUUCUCUCUCUCUUUGACUUCGCACACCCACCAUACCAAUCCUCCUGAAUUCGGCUAUGAUUAAUGUUUCUUGACAGCACCGCUUUACACUCUGCGCCCUUUGUUUUCCUUCCUGUUCCUUUGCACUUUCUUGUGACCGAGGCCGCAGCUUCUUUUUGAGGAGCAAGAAAGGGGAAAAAUUCAAAUGGAGUAAAGGGCAGGGGAGGAAGGAUGUCUCCUGGUCUCAAGAUUGUGUUUUUCGAGGCUUUCUUGCUGUUUCAUUUUCUGCAUAAAUGUAGUUGCAGCAAAUUGAACGACCGCACAUUUGCAGACAAGAGAGUGGAUGCUAUUUUUCCUGAGAUAUCCCCAACUGGGUCUCCUCAGCCCCUCCUUCCUCUUCUUGCACCUUCACCGUUAGCUCCCUUUACCAACAUUACUGUGCCCAAAUUAUCAGGACUCUGUACAUUAAACUUCUCUGCGGCUGAAAACUUGACGAGCAUGACCGCCAUUGAUUGCUGGGCUGUUUUUGCACCUUAUGUAGCGCACGUGAUAUGCUGCCCCCAAUAUGAGGCAACACUUACAAUUCUCAUCGGACAAUCCAGUAAAACCACGAAUCUUCUCGCUUUGAACGGAAGCCUGGCCAAACAUUGCCUCUCUGAUAUGGACCAAAUUUUGGCAAGCCAGGGUGCUGGAAAUAACCUGAAUCAGAUAUGCACGAUUCGCCCAUCAAAUCUAACUGAAGCUUCUUGCCCGGUGAAAGAUGUUUUCACAUUCGAGAACACAGUAGAAUCUUCAAAGCUUCUUGCCGCUUGCAAGAAGGUUGAUCUCGUGAAAGAAUGCUGCGAACAAGUCUGUCAAAAUGCUAUAUUGGAGGCUGCAACUAAAAUUGCUUUAAAAGCUUCUGAUGAUCUCUUAAGCCUGAAUGAGCAGCAUAUUGUGAUGGAUCAUUCAGCCAGGAUCGAUGAUUGUAGAAACAUCGUACUCAGGUGGUUGGCAAGCAAACUCGAUACAUCUCAGGCGAAGAAAGUUCUCAGAGGACUAUCAAGUUGCAAAGUUAACCAAUUUUGUCCUCUGGUUUUUCCCAACAUGAAACAUGUUGCGAAAAGCUGUGCCAACAGCAUAAGCAACCAGACAGCAUGCUGCAGCGCGAUGGAAAGCUAUGUCUCCCACUUACAAAAGCAGAGCUUUGUCACCAACCUGCAAGCGGUGGAUUGCGCUAUGUCGAUGGGAGUGAAAUUACGGAGAAUGAAUAUCUCUAGGAAUGUUUAUAGCCUGUGUCAUAUUACUCUCAAGGACUUCUCUGUUCAAGUGGCAAAUAUAGUGUCCGGAUGCCUCCUACCUAGUUUGCCUUCGGAUGCCACAUUCGACAACUUUUCUGGGGUCGGCUUCUUGUGUGAUCUGAAUGACAACAUUCCUGCUCCGUGGCCGUUGACUAACCAGUUUCAAACUUCAUUGUGCAAUAAAACUGUCAAAAUUCCUGCGCUGCCAGCAGCGACAUCAGAUCAAAGUGGUAAGCCAAUCUUUUUCCCAUUAACUACUAGCCACUUUCCACCUGUAAUCUGCAUACGUUUUCUUGUGGGACAACUAUCAAUUGGUAUAGUUGAUGAUGAUCUGAAAUUAGUUUCAUAAAGAUUGAAGUAUUUAAACAUAAACAUUGAUCAGUAUUCUGUGUAUUUCCAUCAAAUCUCGUACGUAAGCUCAUACCCUUUGUCAAAUCUGGACAGUAGAUGCAAGCGGACUAUGAUUAGGAUAUGGAAGGCUGGUAGAUAAUUCGUCAUCUUUCGUAGUGCUAUAGUAUGCAGAUGCAUUUGGAGGGAUUAAAUUUGGUUAAUUGAGAUGUUCAAGCUUGUAGUGUACGCAUGGGGGCACGCCUUGUUCCAUGGCAAGACAAGCAUUUACAGUACAACAAUGGCAUCCCUAAACUGGAUGCAAUGAAGCAAAAACUUCAGAUCAAAAUCUUGUUUUGGCAACUCUGGUGUUUGAAAUCAGUAACACUUAGAAAUUUCCGCAUAGUUGCUGCACUUGACCAUAAU